This is a messenger RNA of Tachysurus fulvidraco (yellow catfish), 3680 nucleotides long. It is a transcript of the gene lmod1a, whose product is annotated as leiomodin-1. The record is from RefSeq and is a predicted model, not a curated record. The coding region runs from base 358 to 2553 and encodes 731 amino acids. The transcript has 3 exons. Gene Ontology annotation, cellular component: myofibril; striated muscle thin filament. NCBI's taxonomy places the organism in Eukaryota, Metazoa, Chordata, Actinopteri, Siluriformes, Bagridae. Gene Ontology annotation, biological process: pointed-end actin filament capping; muscle contraction; myofibril assembly. Gene Ontology annotation, molecular function: tropomyosin binding.
UGGCACAGAUUAGUUUGUUUGGUUAAUACCGCUGGACUGAAUGUUAUAGGCAAUAGUAAGGGAGACAUUGUUUUGUUCAGAACAUAAGUUGUAGCGACAGUUAGAAGAACGUAAAGACAUUUUUAGCCAGAAGUGUGUUACUUUAAAAACUUAGCGAGUAUUUAAUAAUAUGUCAAAAUAUCUGUGCGCUUUGGAAUUUUGGACGUUCCUGCGCGCAAGCUCGUGAUGCUCUCUGCAGUUCUUUGCCCUUCAGGAUACAAGAUACAUACAUAGAAGAUUAUGUUUAGCGGAGCUUUGGGUUCUCUGACUCGAUUUUAAAAUCAUUUUGAAAACUUUAGGUAAAGAAUAAUUUCCAUAAUGUCGAGGAGGAAAGUUCGUCUUGCGCGCUCUGAGCGCACAGUGAGUGAGGACUCGGACAUAGACAGCUUGCUGGCGAGUCUUUCUCCUGAUGAGGUGGAGGAGCUGGAAAAGGAGUUGAUUAUCAUCGACCCGGAUCCCAGUGUGCCGGUGGGGCUCAGGCAGAGAAACCAGACCGAGAAGCAGCCGACACGUGGCUUCGAUCGUGAAGCCAUGCUGGUCUACUGCGAGCGAGAGACCAAGAAACUCAUAGAGAGGGAGCUGUCAUUUGAGGGGGAGGCCAAAGGUGAAGGCCGUAGACGGGACCGGCUAAGGAGGACGAGAAGCAAAGAACAGCAGAGCUUUUCCAGGUCACACAGCCGUGAAACAUCUGACAAGGAGGAAGCCAAAUAUGAAAAAGCACAUGUCACAGAGGAAAAAUCUGAGAGCAUAAAUUGCAAGGAUGGAGAAAAAAUAAUAAAGGAUGAUGUAAAUGAGAUAUCUGACAUCAAAAUACAAUGCAAAGAAGGUAAAGAAAUAUUAGCAGAUCAGAAUUUAGAAAGAGAGGUAGAAAAUACAAAAGAUAAAGAAAGGGAAACAUCUAAAAAAGAACGGGGUAGCAGCAAGACUUCAGAGCUCAUCUCCAAACUACAGAAAAAGGAGGACAAUAAAGAGAGGGAGAGAAAGGAUAACAGUAAGAAUGGAGAAAACUUGAGAACAAAAGAGUUGAUCUCCAAGUUACAGGGCAACAAAGUGGUAGAAAAAAGGGAGAAAGAAGAAAAAGUGAAAGAGGUAGAAAGAAAUAGAGAGAGUAGAACAAAAGGACUAGUCUCCAAACUGGAGGAGCAGAAGAGCCAAAAAGAACAUGGCAAACUCGCAGAAAGGAGAAGCAGAGAGAAAAACCUGGAAGAUCCUGGGAUAGAGAAAAAAAGGGAAAAGGAAGAAGAUAAAUACUGUGAGAAAAGUAGACCACACUCUGAAAGAGAUGCACCUGGAACACAGAAAAGGAAAGACAGACUGAAACGAUGGGAGAAAGUGGAUGAGAUAGAGAUGGAGCCAGAAAGACCGAAAGAGGAAGAGAGAAAGAAUGAGAGAGGUAGAGGUGAGAAAGUUGUAUUGCAGAACGCUACAACUCAGAACAAUUUUACUGAGACCAGCAGUAGUGGGGAUGACCACUCUGUCAAAACAGAGGAUGAGGAAGAGCAUAAUCAUGAGGAUGAUUAUAUGGACAGUGAUACUGGCUCCAGCAUGUUUGAUGACCUCUUGGAGCAAGUGCGCAGUGAUGAUCCUGAACUCACUGAGCUUAACAUCAACAACUCUGAUGUCAUCAAGACAGAUACAUUGAUCCAGUUUGCAGAAGGACUUCGCAGUAACACUCACGUUAAAACAUUUGCUAUUGCUAACACAAGAGCUGAUGAUCAUGUAGCUUUUGCCAUUGCUGGGACUUUAUGGAACAACACUACUUUAACGGGAAUCAACCUGGAUUCCAACCUUCUCACUGGCAAAGGCAUCCUGGCUAUCAUUGAGUCUUUGCAGCACAAUGCCACCCUUAAAGAGCUUCGCUUCCACAACCAGAGACACAUAUGUGGAGGGAAGACAGAGAUGGAAUUGGCUAAGGUACUACGGGAUAACACUUCAUUGCUCAAGCUGGGUUAUCACUUUGAACUUGCUGGGCCAAGAAUGGCCAUGACCAACAUCCUUAGUCGUAAUAUGGACCUUCAGCGGCAGAAACGACUGGAAGCACAACGUCUUGCCAAGCAGGAAACUGAGGCAAGCUUAGUGCCCCCUACUGAAGAGAAGAAGAAUCUUAUACAUGAGAAGCCCAAAGUUAAGCCAAUUCCUCAGUCCAAACCUGUUGAGAAAAAGGAAUCCAUACUAGCAAAGGUUUCCAAAUUUAACAGUCCCACUUCACCCCCCAAAGCCAUUCAACCUCCCAAGUCCAUGGCUGAAAUAUCAUCCUCUACAGCAAAAGGUACAAAAGGUGGGCCCACAGCACAGUCAAGCACAGGACCACCUGCUCCCCCUCCUCCUGCCCCAGUGCUGGAUAUUCAGGCACUGCGGAGGUCGUUGACCUCAGUUUCACAGCGCAAGCAAGAAAGCAGCCAUGUCUCAGGACAUGGAGCACAAAAGAGCUCCAGAGAUCAGUUGCUGGACUCUAUCAGGAACUGCAAUAUGAACACUCUCAAAAAAGUCGAGGUUCCUAAGUGGCUGAAGUAACAGAUGGUAGAAGAACCAGUAGAGGAGCAAGCCAUCUUUAGUGGAUGUCCAUGAUGUAAAUGAUGGAUCAGUAGUCCAAAAGCAAAUACAGUUCUAUUAGAAAAGUAUGGUACAUUUGAGCGAUGCUCACAAAGUAUUGUGUUCUAAAAUCAUUUGGAUCCUUAAUGCUAUAAUAGAAUUGUAUGAAAUAUAUUGAAAUAUUAUGUUUAAUUAGGGACGUUUUACUGUAUUGUUUUAAAAGUUAAAAUAAUGAACACCCAUUUUUGACAUAUUUUGAAUUGUUGAUCUUGACUACAAAACAAAAUUUGUAAAAAAAAAAAAAAAAAAAAAGUACUUGAAUACAGAAUUACACUAACCUGAGCACUAACACUACACUAACUAUGAGCUUUUUUCAUUUUAUUUAAAAACAGUUGCAUUAACUCAUUGGACAGACAAUUUAAAUUAUAGCAAAUUACAAUCAAAGGCCUCAAGGACGUUUGAAAUAAUUGGUUCUUUUUUCUGUAAGACUUGGAAAAUUGAAUUUGAAGAAAGGUCUAUCAUAAUAAUCUUUAGCAGUUUAUUGUAAUAAAAGAAACUGAAAUGUCAGACAAAUGAAAAUAAUAAGUGCAUGUGUAUGGACUCAAGUGCAGACUGAGGUUAAGAGUGUAGCCACACAUGACUGGAUAUAGCAAACAAAAUAAUGUAAAAUAAUUGGCUACAAGUACAAGAUAACAUAAGGAUGAUAUGUAUUGUCUAAUUGUUCCAGUAUGUAUGUGUGUGGGUGUGUGCAACACAGACUACUGUGAUAAUCUUUGGGUAAAGCUGAGUCUUACAGAAGAUCAUCACGAUGUCUCCAAGACAAUUUUAUGCUGAAGUACAAAAGAUCAAUGUGGGUCAAGACACAUGCAGAACAUGCUUAUUAUUAACUUUGAAAGACAUUCCAGUUGACUGUUCUUUUUUUAAACUGGAACUGCUCCUACUUGCUAAUAGAGUAGCAACAUAUUAGAUAAUAUUACAGAAAGCUGGUGUUAGAAUGCUCAGAUGAAGAUAUUCUAAUUUCUUUUGUAUUCUGUAUUGUGUUCUCAGUUGUAUGUUCCAAUCAGUGAAGGAUAUACAAUAUAUAUAAAAUAAAAACUUUCAUCAGUAAA